AUGCCCGCGCUCACCACCGACGACUGCUACAAGCACGCCGGCCGCUUCUCGGAGCGCGUCGCGCUCAUCACCGGCGCCGGGUCGGGCUUUGGCCGUGCCCUCGCCAUCGAGUUUGUCAAGCUCGGCGCAUAUGUCGUGCUGGGCGAUGUGGACAUGAAGGGUCUGGACGAGACGUGUGGUAUCCUUGUUGGCAUUGCGGGCGACGGCGUCUUCUGCAAGCGCAAGUGCGACGUCACGUCGUGGGAGGACCAGCUUGCCCUCUUCGACCUCGGCGUCAAGUCGUACGGCCACAUUGACAUUGUCCUCCCCAACGCAGGCGUCACCGAGGUGGGCCGCUUCGACCCGCGCGAGGACGGGCCCGACACUGGCGCGCCCACAAAGCCCAACAUGAAGACCCUGGACAUUGACCUCAUUGGCGUGCUGUACACUGCACGCAUUGCCCUCUGGCACUGGGAGCACGACAAGCGUGCCGACAAGGGCCUGCGUGCCCUGGUGCUUACGGGCUCCAUGUCGACGUUCUACGGAAGCGACAGCGGCGUCAUGUACGGCGUGGCCAAGGCGGGUAUGCUGGGUAUUAUGAAGGGUGUGAUGCCCGUGUGCGACGAGCUCAACAUCCGUGUGGCUACUGUCUGCCCGUACUUUUCCAAGACCGGCAUCCUCACCGACGACUUUGUCCACCCCAACCCGUCGUUUGGCUUUGCAAAGGUCGAGGACGUCGUGUCGGCCUUUAUCGCCGGUAUCAGCGACCCAGACCCCAAGACAAACUACGGCGCCUACCUCAUCCCGGACGCAAAGGGCGUGUACCGUAUGGAGGCUACCAGGAACUUUGUCGGCGCCGAGGCUGCGCGCAGGAUGAAGCCCAAGGCCGCCAAGCUCUAA
Molecule: messenger RNA, 879 nt
Organism: Apiotrichum porosum
Lineage: Eukaryota; Fungi; Basidiomycota; Tremellomycetes; Trichosporonales; Trichosporonaceae
Exons: 6
Coding region: 1-879 (292 amino acids)
Molecular function (GO): oxidoreductase activity
Source: RefSeq, a predicted model, not a curated record